AUGCACUCGCUGUUCGUGUCGGGCCUAUCGGACCAGCUCAUCCCGCCUGUCAUGAUGAAGCAACUUUACGAGCUGUCGCCGGCAUGGACUAAACGGCUGGCCAUCUUCUCUGAGGGCACGCAUAACGACACGUGGCAGUGCCAGGGCUACUUCGCCGCCCUGGAGCAGUUUGUCAAGGACCUGAUGAAUAGCCACACCCGUGAGGAGAGUGUCCAGUCCACAGCCAGCGUCACCAUCAUCUAA
Molecule: messenger RNA, 243 nt
Organism: Coregonus sp. 'balchen'
Lineage: Eukaryota; Metazoa; Chordata; Actinopteri; Salmoniformes; Salmonidae
Source: the annotation of a GenBank genome assembly